This is a messenger RNA of Delphinapterus leucas (beluga whale), 3156 nucleotides long. Lineage: Eukaryota; Metazoa; Chordata; Mammalia; Artiodactyla; Monodontidae. The record is from RefSeq and is a predicted model, not a curated record.
CGUCCCCCGGAGGGGAUCUUGGGGGUCCUGCGGAACCUCGCUGGGGGCUGAUCGCGCUCGGGCUGGGAGGCCCGCGGCUGCCCCACCUCCGGGCGGCACACGCGGGAGAGUAGGUACCCCGCACCUGGCACCUAGGCAACAGGAAAUGCUGGCCUGGCCCACGCAGACUGGGGCUGCGGCUGGUGGCUGGCAGGGACCGUGCACUGACUCUGGGCUCUGGUCUGGGACUUUAGGUUCGUCCAUUCGCGGGCACACUGAUGGCCAGAAGUGGGAGCCUUUAGCAGUCUGUCCCGAGGGGGAGGGGCAGGGGCAAGGCCUGUACUCUGUCCCCAGGACACUGCCUCUGAGCUGGACCCCUUGCAGGGAUAAACUUGGGGAUCUUCCACCCGGUGUUGUCCACCCUAGGCCACUAAGCUCAGCAGUCACCCCUCUCCUCAAACACCGCUUGGCUCCUUGCUACUUACUGGGCCUGUUUUCUUCUGUCCUCAAUGCAGAGGGUGGGAUGGGGGCUGGCAGGUGGAGGAUGUGUUUCCAAGUAGUUUUGCUGCCUCUACAGCAACACAGUAAGUAAUGUUACUUCCCUGUAAGAUAACAGAUGUGAAAGUGUGUUGAUUAAGCAGAGCUGGGCUCCCGCUGAUGUUAUCAGUGGUGGCUUUUAUCUUCAGGGCCCAGCAGGGGGAGGCCUGGGCACCACUGAGCCUGCCCUGCCAGCCAGCUAGGUCUGGGGUCAGGACACAGUUUUGGAUGCCAGGUGGAGUGUAGGUCUGGGCAUGGAAAAGUGAUGAGAAGCCGAAAGUUCUCUGAGAGAACUGCUUGGUUAAAAAAAAAAAAAGGAAUGAAGUUGGAGGGAGAUGCAAACAACUCCUCUUUGGCUAGAACUCCAAGAUCACAACGUUUUGAACUUGCUGGUUUCUGAAUAUAGAAAGCAUGCAGUGCUUUCAGAUCACUAGGCUUAAUUUUCUGGGAAAACCCAGUGGCUCAGGGCAGGUCAGCAGAUGGGAUUCUGAUGAAGAAAACGGUUCUCACCAUUUCCCCACCAGGGAAGUCCCCUGACCUUUGACUUUUUAUGUGUAAACAAAGCAGGUCUCUUACAUGCUGCAGGCCUACAAUUGCAGAGUAGGGGCACCAGGCCUCAUUGAAAUUCUGACUCUGUCAGGAGAUCCAUGUGUCCAGAGAAAGACUUCCUGAGCAUUUGGCCUAAUUCCCUCCCAUUCCUGCCACUCCCUUGUGCUGCUUGAGGCCUUACCUACUGACUAUGAUGGUUUGACCUGAUUUUGCACCUACUUUGUCCUUAAGAAGCCCUCAAGAGUCUCAAGCAUUCAGCAGAUGUUCCUGAGAACUUCUGGAGAGAUGGAUCGCACCGCCACCCUGCCCAUUGGAGGCCUCAGCUAUGUCCAGGGCCAUACCACAUUGCACCUUAUUAACAAGACUGUGGGGCAAUGCCUGGAUGCCACAGCACAGAGGGUCCCGGACCGAGAGGCCUUGGUUGUCCACCACGAAAACAUCAGGUUGACCUUUGCCCAGCUCAAGGAGGAGGUGGACAAAGCUGCUUCUGGGCUCCUGAGUACUGGCCUCUGCAAGGGUGACCGUCUGGGCAUGUGGGGACCCAACUCUUACGCAUGGGUACUCAUGCAGCUGGCCACGGCCCAGGCAGGCAUCAUUCUGGUGUCUGUGAACCCAGCCUACCAGGCUAUGGAGGUGGAGUAUGCCCUCAAGAAGGUGGGCUGCAAGGCCCUCGUGUUCCCCAGGCAAUUCAAGACCCAGCAUUACUACAGCAUCCUGAAGCAGAUCUGUCCAGAGGUGGAGAAGGCCCAGCCGGGGCGCUUGAAGAGUCAGAGGCUCCCAGAGCUGACCACAGUCAUCUCGGCGGACGCCCCUCUGCCAGGGACGCUGCUUCUGGAUGAGGUGGUGGCAGCUGGCAGUCAAGAGCAGAAUCUGGCCCGGCUCCGGCACACCCAGCAGCUCCUGUCCUGCCAUGACCCCAUCAACAUCCAGUUCACCUCGGGGACAACCGGCAGCCCCAAGGGGGCCACACUCUCCCACUACAACAUUGUCAACAACUCCAACAUGAUAGGAGAGCGCCUGAGACUGCACCAGAAGCCACCAGACAAGUCACGGGUGGUCCUGCCCAACCCCCUGUACCACUGCCUGGGUUCCGUGGGAGGCACAAUGGUGAGCUUGAUGCACGGGGUCACCCUCAUCCUGUCCUCUCCGGUCUUUGAUGGCAAGAAGGCGCUGGAGGCCAUCAGCAGAGAGAGAGGCUCCUUGCUGUACGGAACUCCCACAAUGUUCGUGGACAUUCUGAACCAACCAGACUUCUCAAGUUAUGACAUCUCAGCCAUGUGUGGAGGUGUGAUCGGUGGGUCCCCUGCAUCCUCAGAGCUGAUCCGAGCCAUCAUCAACAAGCUGAACAUGAAGGAACUGGUGGUGGUUUAUGGAUCCACAGAGAACAGUCCCGUGACCUUCAUGAACUUCACCGAGGACACUGUGGAGCAGAAGGCGGAAAGUGUGGGCAGGAUCAUGCCUCACACAGAGGCCCAGAUCGUGAACAUGGGGACGGGGACACUGGCAGAGCUGAACACACCUGGAGAGCUGUGCAUCCGAGGGUACUGCGUCAUGCUGGGCUACUGGGGUGAGCCCUGGAAGACCGAGGAAGCAACUGGACAGGACAAGUGGUACCGGACAGGAGACAUUGCCAUGAUGGACGAGCAGGGCUUCUGCAAGAUUCUGGGCCGCUCCAAGGAUAUGAUCAUCCGCGGCGGUGAGAACAUCUAUCCCGCUGAGCUCGAGAACUUCUUUCACACACACCCACAGGUGCAGGAAGUGCAGGUGGUAGGAGUGAAGGAUGAGCGGAUGGGGGAGGAAAUCUGUGCCUGCAUUCAGCUCAAGAAAGGGGAGAAGACCACAGCGGAGGAGAUCAAGGCUUUCUGCAAAGGGAAGAUCUCCCACUUCAAGAUUCCCCGAUACAUCGUGUUUGUCACAAACUACCCCCUCACCGUCUCAGGAAAGGUCCAGAAAUUCAAACUAAGAGAGCAGAUGGAACAACAUCUAAACCUGUGAAUAAAGGAGUGGGGAGGAUCCUUCCUCCCUGCCCUUCCCCCACAUUCCCCUUGUCGGCUCUGUGAUUUGGCAUAAAGAGCUUCUCUGUUUACUUUG